Tremella mesenterica DSM 1558 is the source of this 7752-nucleotide messenger RNA. RefSeq lists its product as uncharacterized. The record is from RefSeq and is a predicted model, not a curated record. NCBI's taxonomy places the organism in Eukaryota, Fungi, Basidiomycota, Tremellomycetes, Tremellales, Tremellaceae. Bases 1 to 7752 code for a protein of 2583 amino acids. The transcript has 5 exons.
AUGGCGAGAGAGGUUCAUCCAGCCCGACAGGCCACCCCAGGUCGCCAACCACGCACCCUGUCAACCCAAUCAGCUACCACCGUAUCCCUCACAACUCUCUCUCGUCUCGUCGCUAGAUCUCCUCAUACCUCUGUCACAUCCCGUAUACCCACUGCUGCUCGUAAACCUCGUCCUGUUUUUGGGGAGCUCUCCGGCAAUGUCUCUCUUCCUCCAUCGACUCUCACCAAAGUUUCAAUCAACAAGCCAAUGGCCAAGGUCACCUCAAAGCCUGUGAUUAGACCACGGACAUCAGUCAAGAAACCCCCAACACUACCUCGCUCCUCUCCAACUUCAUCGCAAUCAUCAGCUCCUACACCGAGAGUCAUUCAACAUCCGUCUCAAAGCAAGGACAGACUACCGAGACGAUCUCCUUCCAUGGUCAUAGACGACAAUGUGACACAGUUGUUGAAUGUGCAACUCCCCGAUAUGACUUUUGACGAAUGGGAAGACACUCGCACUUUUGCUUUUCGCUUUGACAAGCAAAUCACCGAUGCUACUACACAAGAACAUUUGUUGACCCCGAAGGCCACACAAGACACAAGAAUCAAUGACCCACUUCUCAUCUCUACAACUCCUUCCUCUACGCGUCGACAUCCUAUCUCUCGUCUACCUACUCCUCCUUCUUCUCAAGGCUCACCACCUUCCCCGCCAGCUCGGUCGACGCUAUCAUCUCGCAUCCGUCCUCGACCCACAGCCACGCCGCCUCGGCCGAGGGCAAGUAUAUCGGGAAUCCCAGUCCCAACAGAGGAUACACAGGAAGGCUUGUGGGAGUUUUCUGUCCCACUUCAGCCCUCCGACGGUCCGUCUCCCAACCCCAGACGGAAGAAAUCGCCAAAGUUGCAGCACCAUGAUUUUGACUACUCUUGGAGAUUACCAUCACCUGUAUAUCCUGAUAUCAAAGAGAUCAUUCUCACUCCGCAACCUCGACCAACAAAGAAAGGACGUGGAAGAAUGUCACUCCACACGCCAGCUACGACUCUUUCGCAGUCGACCUCUUCUCAAUCGAAGUCGAGGAAAGGCAAGGGGAAAGACGUUGUAAAGCAAGCACCGGCGACGGUCCCAGUUAAUCGAAGGAAGUCGUUGAAAACUCCAGCUCAUAGGGCGCGAUCGAGCACACCGGCGACGGCGAGAAUAAGAGGCAUGACGCCAGUGCAGAAAAAGGCGUUGAAUGGAAGACAGUUGGGUGUCUUACCAACUGUAGUACCCUGUACGCCAGGAGAUGAUGAGCUACUUCUACGACCAAGAGCUUCUAGGCGCUCAAAAAACCUUUCGAUUGAUCCUACACCCCGUGCCCGAGUCGUAUCUCUCGUCCGACCAACUUCCACGAGCCCACAAGCCCACAGCCACGACCAUCUCGCAAGCCGAAGUGUAUCCUCUUCCUUUUCCUCUGAGCCAACUAGAGACGUACGGGAUUUGGAAAUGACUAGGAAUAAUCCGGAGGAGACGAAUGGGGAGAUCGGGGAUGAUCAUGACAAUACACAUGACGAUCUUGACUUUGGGGCUGGAUGGGCAUCAGACAGUGACGCGCAUUCCGAUUCCGCUCCGGACGAUACCUUUUACCACCACAGAGACCCAGGCACCACAAAUCAACUUGCGACAUCUCUACGCGCCAAAAGUCCACUCCACCAGGGCAUCCUCCCUUCGGAAGUCGGCGCCGAUGUUGACGAUAUCACCGUCGAACACCUUCGUCCACCUUCAGCCAUGGCAGCAGUCUCUCCCGCUCGUGAACGAUCCGAAUGGGCAGGUACGAGGGAGGAGAUGGAAAGGCCUGAUGAACCGUUUGUUGAUCUCGAUAUCUCCCAUCAAUCCUCUGACUACGCACUCGAACAUUCAUUCUCGUCCGACUCGACGGAUAGGGGAAGCUGUGAUGCGCAAGACAAAGAAGCGGAUAUCACCAUUGAGAUUGACGGUGGUGCUUGGGAUCCUUCUCCUCCUACGUCACCCAUCUUCCCUUUGCAGGAUAUCGCAAGAGCAGAGACGCCAUCUUCGUUAAAGCCGAACGAACAAAUUGGACCACAGUCGCUCACUGAGGAGGAAAGCAAUCUACCGGUUGAUCCUCUUGUCCCAAAUACCAAUGGUGAUGUGACUGAGGAAUCGUCGGAGCUGGGUGAAGAGAGCGAAGGUGAUGUCACAGCGGAGGUCAACAGUACGGAAUGGGACACUUCGCCUUCACCACGUCUCGUCGACGUUCCGUCAAACUUGACGACGGACUCUACCUCAGUCAUCGAGACUAUCCACACCUCAAACUCGUCCGAGCCAGUCGAUGAGGGGGCAAAGCACAUGAUGAAAGAACACGAUGACCCUCAUGUGUCCUCGAUUGACAUCCCCACUUCGCCCAUCAUCCUCCGAGUCGACAUCCACAACUCUCCUACUCUUCCUGUUCUGAGUACCUCUUCCAUAGUCGAUUCUGCUCAUGUUGAAGUGACCAGAGACCAUCGGGGACUUUCCAGAGUCCUCCCUCAAGAAGAUGGCGAGCGUGCAGAAGACUGGCACUCUCAGCCGGAGGAAAUCCAAUCUAUCUCUCCCCAGUCACCAUUCACAGAGCUCAAUCCGGUCGGGCAGACGAUAUUAGAAGGAUCCCCUCCAAUCACAUCUACUCCGGUACGUGUUACCGAUUUCUCAUUCCCAUCGCCAAGGAAAGAGGGUUCAACUAUUUCGUUCCAUGUCGAAAAAGACACUCAAUUACUCUUGGAUGAAAUGGAUCACAAGGAAGCUGACCUCACCGAUGAAGCAAUUAGUGAUGAUUGGAACACGUCGCAUCCUUCUACACCCAGACUUGGCCUCAUAAGGUCUCCCAGCUCUCACAAUCCUUCCUCUAGCUCUUCAUCUGUGUUACGUUCACCAGCUCAGCUUCUGCCACCCUCGAAAUCAGCUUCACCCAUCCUGAUCAGUUCUGGGGAACGAUCGUAUCCUGACCGAUAUAAGGUCAGUAAAUCGCCUUUUGGAUGGAAACCGAUCUUUCCUCGAUCUCCGCGGCUUGAAAUGGCGACUCGCACAAUACACAUUUCGCCUCCAUCCGAGCUUGUGGGUCAAUCAGGGGAGAAAUUACAAGAGCUCAUGUUUUCCGACUCUGCUGAGACGCAGGUGAUCGGUCAAGAAGGUGGAGGCGAAAAUUCUGUUGUGCCCGACAGAGUCAUCGAGGACCUUAGGCUUGAUCCCGCUAUCAAAGUCCAUCAAGGAUCACAAAAUCCAUAUGCCAAACAGGAAUCUGGCCGUCUUGAUCGUGUUCGCAGAAGAAGCAAAGGUCCUCUACCUGGGCAAGGGACAUCUGCUUCUGUGCUCGACGUGGGUAGCAUGCCUAGUGAGAAAGAGAGGUCGAUUUUUCCUGUACAAAGAGAGAAGGAGAUGCAAUUGGAAGAUUUGAUUGAUGUACGUGCGUUGACUGAGGAGCUAGGUUAUGAGGACAAAUCUCAAGGAAAGAAGGACGAAGAAUAUGGUGAUUCUGUUCUCGAGGAACAUGACGAAACCGAAGUUGCUCAUCUACACGAAUAUCAAGCUGUUGUGGAUCCUGUUCUGUCUGACCCAGACAAACGGAAUCUUGUUCUUGAGAAGAAAGAGCAUGUUGAUCUCGAUGACCAAUCUCGCUCUGCUGAGACGGUGGUGUUAGGCGUGAAAGAGGAUGUUCAAGUGGCGGACACGUCCCCUAUCGAAGCAGCGAUACCGAUACCUAAUGGACAUUUAGACGAGGUCGCAAUAGAAUCGACUCGCACCCAAUCGACGGAGAUAUCACAUGACUUCGUCAGCCCUUUGUCGCCUAUGAAUAAAUUCGACACUCCUGAGGACGAUUGUGCUUCUCAGCCGGAAGAGAAGGUGGACGAGUCGGUAGGGGAUGUGACACUAGAUGGCGAAGCGGGAGAAUGGGACGAAGACAGUGAUGCGGUGUUCGGAACACCUGCGUUUUAUGAUCAAGAAGUUCCCGUGCACUUUGAGCCUGUUCAACCAGUGUCAAAAACUCAUUCGCCUGCCUUUAGUCCUCGACUUGUCUCAACUCAUUCGCCAUUACUUCGACCGCAACACCUCAAUGGGCCUUGUUUCCAUCAUGACGGAGACUAUACUCGAGAGAUAGAGGAGAAGCAAGCCGUAUCUCCUCAACCACUCAAUGACUCGAUGAACGAAGAAGUCACUCCAAUCGAGCCCGAUGAAGGUUUAGACCGAGAAGGAGAAAGCUCAAUUGAAGAAGAAUCGGAAAUGUCAAUUCAAGAGGACCAAAGUUCAUUUGCCCACUCGCUCAAUGAUCAGAUGGAAAACGGUGUUAUAAUUGAAGCAGACGGUGUUGUUUUGAAACACGAACACGACGAGGAAACAUCCUCGACGACAGAUGAGGAGACUUCAAAUGAGGAAGAAUCAGAAGCUUCAAUGGAAGAAGACGAAGGAGUUACAAUGAAUGAAGGAGAAAUGUCACAUGGAGAAGAGCAAUUCUCAGAGACCGAAAGAGACAAAGACCUCGGUGCCGACAAAGAAUCUUCCAGCUCAGAAAGGGAAGAACAAAGUGAGACUUUGAUCCUUCGUCUUAUUCAACAUCCUCCUAUCAAGAUCGAACCUGAGCUCAUCGAGUCUGGCGAGUCCGUCUUAUCACCUCAAAGUCCGCGUCGGUCGGCACGCCUUUCCACACCGGUCCCCCAGAUGGCUAUAUCUCCGCACCCAGCAAGCGAGAGAACGUUACGUCCACCGCCGGAUGUUACUCUGGCUACAUCACCACCGGACACCUCGCCGGCUAAAUCAGUAUGGAAGUCUUCAGGUAUCCAGUCGCCUUUGGCCUCGCCUCGGUCGAAACAAGCUGCAGGGACUAUACAUUCUCCCGUAGCUUCACCUCGACCAGAAGGGAACGCAAGCGGUGAUCUUCGCUCUGUGGCCUCGCCUCGCUCACGACGACAAGCAGAAAGUUUUCAUUCUUCUAUCUCCUCGACCCAUGUCAAACAGACUGCCGAGAUUGUUCGUUCCCCUGUGAAAGGCAAGACGACGUUACGACAGGCACCCCCUUCUCCUGCGCUCACCCAAAAGACAACUCCUUCUCCUAUUUUGGCUCAACAUGCCUCGUCGCCCGUCGUGUCCACUGGAAUGACAAUUGAGAAUAACUCUCGAACAAGUUCUCUCAUCGACACUGUUACAUCGAACACGGAAACUGCUCCUCCUCCUCCCUCGUCUACGCCAGUAGGGCCUAUGUCUAAAUCUCCUAGACUUCCCUCUCAAACAAGAGCUCAGCUGAGCCUGGGUGAGUCCACGGACUUCUCCGUUCCUCCUGAGAUCGCUGCCGAAAAUUCGAACAAAUCGCCACUUCUUCCCUCGACGAAUGCUGUCCCAGUGACGGCAAACCCCACGACCUCUGUAGCACCCGUCUCCGCAGGCACAACUCCCACAACACCAAUCCCACCGAAGAAAGACGACCGUACAUCCGAAGGACUCCAAUGGAUGUUAACCCGUCGCUCUUUUCAAACUCUUCCCCGUCACCCAUCGAGAUUGGCGCAUGAAGUACCUCUUGAAAGCCCCGAGCGACCCAUUUCUGCUCAGCAAUCCCAUUCUCAGCAGUCUGACAAUGCGCAAGCCGGCUCCUCCCGUCAUUCGUCUCAGGAGACGGCAAAUGAACUUGGUUUGGACAUCUUUCACCGCGGAAACUCAGGUCAGAGUAUACGAGUGCGAAAGGACAAUCUCGGUAUGCAAGUGGGAGAUGAGAGAUCUGACCGGGUGGAGAAUGAAAUGGACAGAUCAAUCGAUUCGUUGAUGGAAGUAGAUGAAGCGGAUCGGUCUGUCAGACUUUUAGGACCUACUCGAUCCCUUUUACAGGAAUUGAGUAUGAGGGAUGAGAAAUCUAAAAGCGUAGUAGAGGUUAGCAGUUUGGAUCCUAAAGCAGCAGCCAGAGCAGCGGCGAUUUUGAAGUUGAAUCAUGCUUAUAUCGAACAUGGUCAUACUCCAAAAGGUGACAAAACACCACGAGCUGAUAAAUCUGAACUUUUACUUGAAGCGGAAUUAGAUUUGAUAUCAUUGAGAAGAUCUCGUUCCCGUUCCGCCGCCCCGUCAACACGUACGAUCGAUAGUACAGAUUCUGUCCAAUACGGUGGCAUGGGUCAUUCCGAUAGUCCGAUUUCUUCAAAAGGUGGGGAUGGAGGAAAUAUUGAUAGUCCUUAUCUUCCCGGAGGAUGGAUAAGAACACCAGGAACUAAAAGGAAACGCGGGAUGUCAGUAUCUCCCACUAAAGCCGGUCCCGGUCCAUCUAGACUAUCUUCAGGGGACACAUCGGAUUUUACAGAACGAAGAGGAGAAACAAGUGUUCGACGAAGGGAUAGAAAGGGAAAGGGAAAGGAUAAGGAGAGGGUUUGGGGAGUGACAGAAUGGAAGAAACUUGAGAAAGUUUAUAGAACUGAGAGAGAGGAAUGGACUAAGGAAAGGAAUGUUAAGCCAUUACCAUCAAAGUUGGGUUUGUUCUCUUGGUCUGGGACACAGAGUAAGGCGGAGGCUAGAGAAUGGGAUGGUGGAAGGGUUGUGGAUCGAUUUUUGAAGGAAGAAGGAAGGGUUGCAGAGGGGGAAUGGAGUCGAGACCUGAUCAAACUCCGCGUCGACGCUCUAACUCGAAGGGUAGAAGCUAAAAUAAUGCAAGAAGAAAAUUUCAAUCCCAAACGUCGUAGACAAGAUCCUUCCGGUUCCACAUCUCAUGUUGAUUCCGCGAAACCCAACGAAAAGACUGACGUGAGAAAAUCACACGGUCAAAGAGAUGAUGUUAGCGAAGAAGACACUACGAUUAUUCAUGAAAGAAGCGAUUUGAUACCACCUUCGACCAUUAGGAGAAUGAUCGAUUAUGCUUUUUCGUUUUCCAAGAAACAAGGAGGAGUUAUACAUUCAACUCCUUAUUUAUCUUCUCAGAAGUCUGUUGGUACUGGACAACAAGAUGUAUCCGUGUUGUCUGCCUUCGAUGGUCAAGGAGAUUUAUCUCUGCUGUCUACGUUUUCAGGAGGAUAUGAGAAGUCAACUCGAGAAGGAGGUUUGUUGGGUAGGUUGAAAGCUGUUGGAACCAAAGGUACUCUUUCUUCAUCAAGCAACCCUUCGUCUUCUCUUCCUCUUGCACCACUCAGGCCAGUUGAUUCGACACCUCAACCCGUUCUUCCACCCUCAACUUCAACGACGACGACGAUCACGCAUCUCCCUGGAACAUAUACCUCCAACGCUGUAUCAUCUACAAUAAUUAAACCGGUGUCUGAAGUUGGAUCGCAAAACCAGAUGAAACAAAUUUCUUCGAGCUCUAUCAUAAAACCUUCUCAACCUCCCGCUCACCCAUCUUCUCCGAAAUGGAAAGGCGUUUCAUCACUUUUAACCUCUACUCGACCCGUCUCAGACCCCACCAACCUCAUGAAUCACUCAAAUUCCCAACCCACUUCCACCAACUCUACUCAUACUCCUAUAACGCCCAACUCCCAAACGUCACAUAUCUAUCCAACCCUUCCGUCCUCAGACCAAUCUUUCACACCCACUAACAAACGUUUAUAUCCAACUCUCAACCCACCUAUGUCAGCUCGAUCUACCGCUUUGUCCAAAUUGUUCGAUAAACCUGUUCAUACUCCCGAAAAGGAUGCAGGGGAGAAAGUUGUUGGUAUACCCAUACCUAUCUCGGGAUCGAAAAGACCUAAAGUUUCUGAAUUAGUACGUAGUUUUGAGAAAGAGGGAUUGUUGUCGAAUAUGGUCAAAGGAGCGGAAUUGAGGAGAGUUCAAAGUGGGAGAGAAUGA